AGCCAUUUUGGCUCAAGGUGGUCUCUUCGGAGUCUGCAGUGGCGCCAGGCGCGAGGGUGAACCGACCCAGCAGCCCGAUGGCGUCGACACCGAUGAUGGCGACACCGAUUCAUGCUGGUUUCAUGCCCGAUGGCUCGCCAGGAAACUUGCAAAGGGGCCAGCGCAGGAAGAAGACUAACCCCUUCGCCGUGCCCCCCAUGCAGCCGUACGGCAUGAUGCCCGACGCGGCGGCCAUGAACUACAUGGCUAGUGCACAAGGAUAUUUCCCACCACCUAUGUACCCCGACCCUUACGCGAUGCACAUGAUGCGCGGUAUGUACCCCCCGAUGCCGCCCAUGAUGCCCAUGGACGUCGAUGGAUACGGCGGCGGCUUGCGCGGCGGCGGCGGCUGCGGCGGCCCGGGCCCGCGGGGUCCAGCGGCGCUCGGGGGUCGCAAGGGCGGCGCGGGCCGGGGCGGCAAAGGCCAGGACGGCAAGGGUGGCGGCCGCGGGAAGGGCGGGCAGCGAGGACGCCCCGCGCUGCGGGGGGGGGCGUUUCCGCAGUCGGGGCUGGCUGGCUGGUUCGCCAGAGGAGGAGGAGGUCCCCACAUCUCUGCCCUUCCCUGGCUUGCCCCUCUGUGGGCCUCCUGGGCGGCCCUCGUCGCCACCGCUGGGUUCGCCUCGAAAUCUUGGUCAGAGCGCACUCCGGGAGACGUCCUCC
Molecule: messenger RNA, 699 nt
Organism: Prorocentrum cordatum
Lineage: Eukaryota; Dinophyceae; Prorocentrales; Prorocentraceae
Source: the annotation of a GenBank genome assembly